CCAUGGCCAUGCGACAGUUCCUUCUGAUUAUUGGAAUAUUUGUUUUGUCAUGCUUUAAAGGAGGUUUCACAGUUAAUCCCGAGGAGGAGAAGCCAAACUUCUGGCAUGUUAAAGCAAAACAGGCUCUGAAUACGGCACUCUCUAUGAAGCCCAACAUGCAUCGUGCUAAAAAUCUCAUCCUCUUCCUCGGAGAUGGCAUGGGAAUUAGCACUGUGACCGCAACCAGAAUCCUGAAGGGACAGAUGAACGGACAGACAGGAGAAGAAAAUGUCCUGGCCAUGGACACAUUUCCACAUCUCGCUCUGUCAAAGACCUACAAUGUGGAUAAGCAGAUGCCUGACAGUGCAGCGACAGCCACCGCGUAUCUCUGUGGUGUGAAAGCUAACUAUGGCACUCUGGGUCUGAGUGCUGCUGCACGCCGCAAAAACUGCAGCACAACUAAAGGCAAUGAAGUUAAAUCUGUUCUGCAUCAAGCAAAGAUGGCAGGGAAGUCUGUAGGCAUUGUAAGCACAGCACGUGUCCAGCAUGCAUCACCUGCAGCCAGUUACUCUCACACCGCUGACAGGGAAUGGUACAGUGACAAAGAGCUACCUUCUGAAGCCGUGGCAGGUGGAUGCAAGGAUAUUGCAUAUCAGCUCGUCCAUAAUACCGAUAUAAAUGUUAUUUUAGGUGGCGGCAGGCAGUACAUGUUUCCCAAGGAUAUGAAAGAUCCUGAAUACUCAACAGUGACGGGUAGCCGACAGGACAAUGUAAACCUCAUUGAUGAGUGGCUCAAAAACAGAAAGAAUGCCAAAUAUGUCUGGAAUAAACAAGAACUUGAUGCUGUCAAAGAAGAGAAUACUGAGUACUUGAUGGGACUUUUUGAGCCAAAGGACACCAGGUACGAGUUGGAUCGUGACACAAAAAUGGAUCCAUCCUUGACAGAGAUGACUGAGAAAGCCAUAAAGAUUCUUAGCAAAAACCCUAAAGGAUUCUACCUCUUUGUGGAAGGUGGGAGAAUAGAUCAUGGCCAUCACGCAGGGCAGGCCAAAUACGCUUUGACCGAGGCUGUGGAAUUUGACAGGGCCAUUGCGCGGGCGGCUGAGCUGACCAGUGAACUGGACACUAUGACUGUGGUCACCGCUGACCACUCACAUGUCUUUUCUUUUGGUGGCUACUCUUACAGGGGAAAUCCUGUGCUAGGCACUUCCUAUUCAAAAGCUUUGGAUGGUAAGCACUUUACUAAUGCACUUUAUGGCAACGGUCCAGGAUACCAGAUUGUGAAUGGAGUUCGCCCUGACGUGAACGAGACCGUCUCAAGCGGUGAUGAAUAUCUUCAGCAGGCUGCUGUACCUCUCGAAUCAGAAACUCAUGGUUCUGAAGAUGUUGCCAUUUUUGCCAAAGGUCCAAUGUCCCACCUCUUCCAUGGAGUCCAGGAGCAAAGUUACAUAGCUCAUGCUAUGGCUUAUGCAGCCUGUAUUGAGCCUUACACUGACUGCCAAGUGGAGCUACAACCCACCAUAUCCACUAAACCUGACAACAACUAUGCAGCUUCCACUCAGUUCAGUCUCCUGGUUCUGGUGUCGGGCUUGGUGUCUUCUCUCAUGGCUCUGACAUAAUGCCACUAAAGGGGAUGAGGAGUGUUUCUACUAACACACUGCAAUACUCAGCAAUGCAACUGCUACAUUUGAAGCUGUCACACUGCAUAAAAAAAAACAACAGUUUUUUAAUCAGUUUUAUUAUUUUCAGUAAAAAUAUCUAAACAUCCUUAAAAAAUCCUCUGUGAGGAAAUCAUUUCAGUUUCGACUUUUAAUGGAGUUUAGGCAUGCAGGGGUUGUCCUACACUUCCAAAGGUGGUGGAGCAAAAUUGAAUAAACUAUUAAUUAAAUAUCAUGUCAAAUGAUAACAGUGUGGUGAAGUGUGCAUUAUAUCAAGAUAUUACGUCCACUGUAAUUUGCUGGUGUUUUCUUUAGGUGAAAAGAUGGCUCGAAACAAAUUAAGUCUGCACUACUGUUGGAAUAGAUAGGAUAUUUCGAUGAGCAAAUUCCAUAAAUGUAUUGUGAAAUUUGAUUUAUUAAACAGUAAUUGAACUGAAACCAAUGGAAUAUUCAUUUGGAGCAUAACAGCAGAUCAAUUCUGACAUUUCAUAAUGAUAAGGAACAGGAUUAACAAUAAAACAAUCUCACAGUCUCUUUUAUUGCAUCGGUACUGUAGAUUUUUCUUUAAGAAAACAUUCCCCACUUUCAUGUUUAUGGCUGCAUUCAUACUUAUGCAUUGUAUGAAGGACUGUUGGGGGACUGUUUAUGGGGCCAGUAAAUCUGAAAAGGGUCUGCUACAGUAUCACAAUAACAUGGUUUUCCAAUAUUGCUGUAGAGUUGUCUUGUUUGCCCAAGGCCUUUGAUUUAAUUGAUUAUUCUAUGCAGACAUGGCACUCAUUUUGCAGAUGUAAGGGAUUCUGCACAGUCUUGCAGACACCAUCAAUCUGAGGUGACCUCACCACAAUCUGUGUAAUCUGUACAAAUCUUCUGUAGUGAACCUGUGGGAUCUGUUGAGUCAGUCUUUCUUAGCUGGUUUCAAAAUCAUCUCAAUCAAGCUAAAGUUAAACCUGAAGCUUCUGAGCACUUCAUGUUGCUAUUCAUAGGCAACAUAUGUAGGCAUAUUUGUAUAUUGCAUUGUAAUCUGGUUGCUACUAUGAUAUUACAUUGGCACUUAAAGGAUUAGUUAACCCAAA
Messenger RNA from Myxocyprinus asiaticus (Chinese sucker), 2710 nucleotides. RefSeq names its product alkaline phosphatase, intestinal, tandem duplicate 2 (gene alpi.2). The record is from RefSeq and is a predicted model, not a curated record. Bases 3 to 1598 code for a protein of 531 amino acids. Gene Ontology annotation, biological process: dephosphorylation. Gene Ontology annotation, cellular component: plasma membrane. The transcript is spliced from 11 exons. Gene Ontology annotation, molecular function: alkaline phosphatase activity. NCBI's taxonomy places the organism in Eukaryota, Metazoa, Chordata, Actinopteri, Cypriniformes, Catostomidae.